This is a messenger RNA of Suillus bovinus, 4932 nucleotides long. RefSeq lists its product as uncharacterized. The record is from RefSeq and is a predicted model, not a curated record. Gene Ontology annotation, biological process: error-prone translesion synthesis; double-strand break repair via homologous recombination. The transcript is spliced from 21 exons. Gene Ontology annotation, cellular component: zeta DNA polymerase complex; nucleus. NCBI's taxonomy places the organism in Eukaryota, Fungi, Basidiomycota, Agaricomycetes, Boletales, Suillaceae. The annotation marks the transcript as partial. Gene Ontology annotation, molecular function: DNA binding; DNA-directed DNA polymerase activity; nucleotide binding.
CCACGUCCGGCUCAAGUCAUCAAUUGUAGAGCCCCUCUGCAUUCAGUGCAUGCACUGAGCGACAUUCUUUCACGCUGUUCAUACUGUACAACAAUUAGUUUUUAUGGAGCAGGAGGCUACACUUCGAGUACUCAUCAACCAAAUUGACUAUACUGUGGCCUCCCCUGGCCCUCUCGAUAACACAUCUCUCCCUCGAGUGCCUGUGAUCCGUAUUUAUGGCGCGUCGUCCACAGGAAAGAAAGCAUGUGUACAUGUGCAUCAGGUAUAUCCUUAUUUUUUUGUCGAGUAUGGGGGCAAAUUGAGUCCCGAAAAUGUGAAUCAGUACAUCGCAAAGUUAUCUCGUUCUUUGAACCAUGCUAUAGCCAUCUCGAUGAAGCGCAAUCCCCAUUCGCGCAACUCACAGUUUGUUCGAAGUGUACUUCUCGUGAAAGGCAUCCACUUCUAUGGAUUUCACUCGUCAUAUACGCCGUUCUUGAAGAUUCUUAUCGCAGACCCCGCAUUUUUCAAUCGUGCUGUCACUAUAUUGCAGUCCGGAACUGUUAUGCGAACACGCUUUCGUGUUUACGAAAGUCAUUUGAGCUACAUCCUACAGUUCAUGUGCGAUUUUGGGCUCUAUGGAUGUGGCUGGAUGAAUCUCGCGGAGGUCUGGCAGAGAGGACAUGAAGAAAACGAUACUGAAAUGAUGGAGCCAGCAACGUUCCAGGUAUCACCAUACUUUCGUCAAUCCCGCAUGCCGCUUGAAGUUGAUGUCGCUGCUCAUCAAAUUCUAAACCGCCGUCUCUUGUCCGCACGCAACAUUCACCACAAACUGGCAAUACCCUCACCGCCUUUACCUUCUGAACCAUUUGUUCUGAGUGUCCGUGAACUGUGGGAUGAUGAAAGACGUCGAAGGCUUGCCAAGGGCCUUCCUCCAACCCCUGCGCUUCCCAUUGAUUCAUCGAGAGGCCAUAGAAGCGAGUGGGUUGCGGAAGCGAGGUGGUGGGAGGAAGUCAGAAAACGCAUUGAAAAAGAACGAGACUCCGAGUCUACUUCCAUAGACAGUGGGGAACUUUGGGAGAGAUGGAUCAUGACCACUUUUGAGAGCGUGGAAGCCCUCUGGGAGGCUGAGUGGAGAACUUGGAAGCCGGCUCGCAAGGAGGCUACUGGUCAUAAUGGACAGAGCACUCAUAUCUCGGAAGCUGAGGAUAAGGAAAAUCCUUUUGCACAAGCGACACAGGAUGGAUCUUCGAUGAAUCGGAAAGGACCACCGCAAAGUACGGAUAUCGAUGUUGACGAGAUGUUGCUUUCUACACAGGAGAUGAGUCAGAUAAUGGACCGCGAAGACCAAGAGUGGGCGGACUUGCAGGCGGGGGACACGAUUGCAGAGCCUGACGCUGCUGCUGCUGCUGAUCAGUUGGUCGAUGAAGGGCCCCCUCCAGACUCUGAAAUGGACAUGCCCAGUCCCUCUGGCGAGGCUGAAGCUGCCAUUGAUGAGAACGAAAGAUUUGGCUCUCCUACGCGAGACCUUCCCCCAACAAAGUCAUUCCGACAAUCAUGGAACAAUUUGGACAUCCGCAAACGAGCGAGGAGUCUUUCAUCAUCUUCAGAGCUUCCAGCAACUCCUGCCAAGAGAAUGAGGUAUAUCAGUAGCGAGGCCGCCUACGAUGCGACCACACCCAUAACACAUGCGCUAUUAUCGAUGGUUCCUACAGAGCCCUUCACACAGCGGGGACUAUCCCCUGAUUCAUCUAAUUCAGCUGAUCAUAGUGGCUACGCUAUCGAAGAUGAUCCAUUCUUAUUUCGAGUUCGCUCAACGCCAAUAGAAACAAGAGAAGAACGCCAAGAUGGCUGUGUUGAACGGAAUGAAAAUAUUUCGCAGCUGACCUUACCAAGAGCUUCAUUUUCCAGACAUAGACCACCUACCUCGAGCCCAACCACAGCAUUCGUAUUCGCUGUACCACCACCAUCCUCCUCUGAACUUGUGAGGACCAUCGAGACCUAUGGUCUCCCUCGAAGGAUUUAUCGUAAUCCUUAUUACUCCAAGCGCGCAGAUGCUCCAGAGCACCCAAGAGAAUAUGCAGGUCUCCUGUAUCAUCUUAAAGGCGGGGACGGACUGGACACCCUGGAUAAUUGGAAGUCUCAUGGAAGCCAGACCCAUACGGGAAGAAAUGCGUGUCGUUUGAAAGGCAUAUCUCUGUCGUGGGGAUGGGAGUAUGCAGCCCUACCUCCGAGUAAAACUCAAGUGAAAAGGUGGCUGAAAGAAAACCCAGUUCAGCUGACCCCAAAAGCCAAGAUGUACUCUCAGAUCGAAGGCAGUACCCAAAUGAAUCCCUAUGGCGUGAAGUCAACGCCACAUGUUCAAUCUGACUCUACCACCAGAGCAGCCCAGCACAUGUCCUUGUUGUCCCUGGAAGUAUUUGUUCCUUCACGUGGUAAUAAAGUACCUGACGCAAAUAUCGACGAGAUUGUUGCAAUUUUCUUUGCUCUCGGGGAUGAUAAUAUUCAUUCAGUGUUUCACGAACGAGGCAUCCUGGCAAUCAAGAAUACGCAACUGGAUCCUCGUCGAAUACGUGAUUUCCCAUUGGAGAUUGUCGCUGACGAACUGGAGUUACUCAAUCGGAUGGUUGACAUAGUAGUUGAGUUUGAUCCAGAUAUCAUCGCCGGCUGGAAUGUUCAGUCAACAUCUUGGGGCUAUCUCGGUGCUCGAGGAAAUCACUAUGGUUUUGACAUUGGUGAGCUUAUAUCUCGAGCCCCUAACAAGAAUGAUACUGCAGGAAACAAUCAAUGGAGUCAGAGGACAACCACCACGUUCAAGGUCACUGGUCGGCAUGUGUUCAACGUCUGGAGAAUCAUGCGAGCCGAGCAGACACUUUCCAUGUAUUCUUUUGAGAAUGUAGCCUUCCAGUUACUGCGUAGAAGGGUCCCUCGUUAUACCCCAGAGAUCCUAACGUCUUGGUAUAAUAGCACAGAUCCAGUGCACACAUCCCGUGUCCUUCGCUACUUCCUUGAACGGACGAUCAUGACACUGGAGAUCCUCCAAGAAGCUGAAACAACCACAAAAAAUGCAGAGUUUGCGCGCGUCUUUGGAGUCGAUUUUUACUCCAUAAUCAGUCGAGGCUCGCAGUUCAAGGUGGAGUCAUUCAUGUUCCGCAUCGCGAAGCCAGAGAGUUUUGUUCUCCUGUCUCCUAGCAAACAGGAUGUUGGAAAACAAAAUGCUGCAGAAUGCAUGCCUCUCAUCAUGGAACCCCUCUCUGCCUUUUACAAUGGACCCGUCGUCGUGCUUGACUUCCAAUCACUUUAUCCGUCGAUUAUGAUUGCUUACAACUAUUGCUACUCGACCUGCCUUGGGAGAAUAGUCGACUUCCAGGGUCGUAACAAGUUUGGUGUCGUGGAUCUCCAAAGACCACGUGGACUCUUGGAAAAUUUGCAAGACCACAUAACAGUCGCGCCGAAUGGCAUCAUGUACGUGAAGCCUGAAGUGAGGAAGGGUUUACUUGCGCGCAUGCUUACGGAGUUGUUGGACACCCGAGUAAUGGUCAAACAGGCGAUGAAGGGUUCGAAAACUGACAAGGCGCUUAGUCGAGUUCUGAAUGCCCGCCAGCUCAGUUUGAAAUACAUCGCUAAUGUUACUUAUGGAUAUACAAGCGCAACAUACUCUGGCCGCAUGCCUGCUGUCGAAAUUGCAGACAGUAUUGUACAAAGUGGCAGAGAAACCUUGGAAAAGGCUAUAGAAAUCAUCGAUAGCAAUGCUAAAUGGGGAGCUAGAGUUGUUUACGGGGACACAGACUCCCUUUUCAUAUACCUUCAAGGAAAGACAAAGGAGCAGGCUUUCCACAUCGGCUAUGAUAUGGCGGAUACGAUUACUGCGAUGAAUCCAUCACCUAUCAAAUUAAAAUUUGAAAAGGUGUAUUUGCCAUGUCUGUUGAUGGCGAAGAAAAGAUAUGUUGGAUUCAAAUUUGAAAAUCCAGACGAGACUGUCGCCACAUUCGAUGCGAAGGGAAUCGAAACUGUCCGUCGUGAUGGGGUACCUGCUCAGUCAAAAAUGACAGAAAAGUGUUUGAAAAUUUUAUUCCGCACCCAGGAUCUUAGUCAAGUAAAGGACUAUUGUUACCAGUCAUGGACUAAAAUUCUUCAAAACCAAGCGUCAAUGCAAGAUUUCAUAUUUGCAAAGGAAGUUAAGAUGGGAACAUAUUCUGAAAAGGCACCACCUCCACCUGGGGUAGCUGUUGCCGCUCGAAGAAUGAUAGAGGACGAGAACGACGAGGUUCAAUAUGGCGACCGAAUUCCAUACGUGAUCAUAAGAGGUGAUCCCCACACACGGCUUGUGGACAGGGCGGUGUCCCCGGAAGAAUUAUUGCAAAAGAAGCACAUGCAAUUAGAUGCUUCCUAUUACAUAUCCCGUGUUCUGAUCCCACCACUUGAACGUGUUUUCAACUUGAUAGGUGCUGACGUUAGAACUUGGUUUGACGAUAUGCCGAAGGCUAUCCGAAUCAAUCAUCCAAAUCCUCUUGCAAUGUCUCCAAAGAAACAGAGGACCACAGCAAACCGGUUGAAGAUAGAUGAACAUUUUCAGAGUUCCCAGUGUCUUGCAUGCGGUGACUUGUCUUCAGACGGAAUCUGCGAAAAGUGUCGGAGAAUACCCCGGGAAACAAUGCCCAUCCUCCUCGAUCAAAUACGAAAAGGAGAGGCCCGGCUCCUGGACGCACAACAGGUAUGCGCGUCGUGUGCGUCGUCCGCAAAUGCCGAGCCAAUCGAGUGCAUUAACAUUGACUGUCCGUGGUUGUUUGAUCGAAAAAAGGCAGAAAGAAGGACGGAGUUUCUCGAGGGGUUACAGGGAAUCAUGGAAGACCUUGAAAUGUUAGAAGAUCACUGUGAUGGUAUACUAGACCAAGAUAGUUGAGAAUUCAUGCUACAACACGUUCAAUAAAUUUAUUCAUACAUUAUAUAUGUCGA